Thamnophis sirtalis is the source of this 606-nucleotide messenger RNA. NCBI's taxonomy places the organism in Eukaryota, Metazoa, Chordata, Lepidosauria, Squamata, Natricidae. The record is from RefSeq and is a predicted model, not a curated record.
CCAGGAGCUCAUGCAGGCGGUGAAGGCGGAGGACGUCGGCGCGGUGCAGAAGCUGCUGCAGAGGCCCAAGCCGGGCAAAGCCAAGCUCCUCGGAUCAACCAAACGGGUGAACGUGAACUUCCAGGAUACAGAUGGGUUCUCCGCCUUGCACCACGCUGCCCUCAACGGCAACACAGAGCUCAUCCUGCUGCUUCUGGAGGCCCAGGCUGCAGUGGAUAUCAAGGACAACAAAGGGAUGCGACCCUUACACUACGCUGCCUGGCAAGGGAAGAAGGAACCCAUGAAGCUGGUGCUGAAGGCCGGCUCCUCGGUCAACAUCCCGUCGGACGAGGGACAGAUCCCUUUGCACUUGGCAGCCCAGCACGGACACUACGAUGUGUCAGAAAUGCUCCUUCAGCACCAGUCCAAUCCCUGCAUACUGGACAACAGUGGGAAGACUCCUCUGGACCUGGCCUGCGAGUUUGGCCGUGUUGGGGUGGUGCAGCUGCUUCUGAACAGCAACAUGUGUGCAGCCCUGCUGGAGCCCAAGCCGGGGGACAUCACUGACCCAAACGGGACCAGCCCACUGCACCUGGCUGCCAAGAAUGGGCACAUUGAUGUCAUCAG